Messenger RNA from Cucumis melo (muskmelon), 1284 nucleotides. RefSeq names its product DNA-dependent metalloprotease WSS1-like. The record is from RefSeq and is a predicted model, not a curated record. Lineage: Eukaryota; Viridiplantae; Streptophyta; Magnoliopsida; Cucurbitales; Cucurbitaceae.
AAUCCUCCAAACUAGAUUAUGUUUGUUCCUCUAAUUGUACAACAAUACUUGCAACACUUCAAAUUGAUCUGCUUCUCCGCUCUGGAACUUUCUUACUUUUUAAUUGAUUUCUUCUGGGGCUAAAUUUUUCACCUCUUUUCUUUUAUGGAUCUCAAUGAUCUCAACAAGGUUUGGCAAGUUAAUCCUUUAAAGAAGAUAGGGGAAGAUGAUUCUCGGAAAGUGCUUGAAAAAAUAGCUAAACAGGUGCAACCCAUCAUGCGCAAACGCAGAUGGAAAGUGGAAACUCUUUCUGAGUUCUAUCCUGACAAUCCGGGUCUCAUGGGGGUGAACAUAGGGGGAGGUCAAGAGAUUAAACUUAGAAUUCGGAGGCCAAAUAAUGAGUGGGAUUUCUUCCCUUAUGAGCAGAUUCUUGACACAAUGCUUCAUGAGCUUUGCCAUAUUGUUCAUGGUCCUCACAAUGCUGAUUUCUACAGCCUUUUAGAUGAACUCAGAAAGGAAUGUGAAGAACUCAUGUCCAAAGGUAUCACAGGCACCGGGCAGGGAUUUGAUCUUCGUGGGAGGCGUUUGGGUGGAAUCUCUCACCAACCACCUUUAUCAUCCCUCCGGCAAACUGCCUUAGCUGCUGCUGAAAAUCGAGCUCGAGGUGGUCCAUCAGGACCUAAGCGCCUAGGUGGCAGCAACAUGAAAGCAGUGCUUAGUCCUAUACAAGCAGCUGCCAUGGCAGCAGAAAGAAGAUUGAAAGAUGAUCUGUGGUGUGGUUCCAAGUCUUGGGAGAACAAUUCAGAUAGAGCCAAAAACAUGGGUUCCUCCACAGGAUCCUCCAGAGCCUCAAAUGCUUUCACUCCUGUUAUAUCCCAAAUUCCAUCAGCUACUUCCAUUCCUACGCAUCAGGAAGCUACAGAUGAUCUGGAAAAUUGGCAAUGCAGUACGUGUACCCUUCUUAACCGGUCAUUGGCUCUGAUCUGUGAAGCAUGUGGGAAUCAUAAGAACAAAAUGAACACAAGGACUUGGGCUUGCAACUUCUGUACUCUCAGCAACAGUAGUGAUGCAGAAAAAUGCUUAGCUUGUGGGGAAUGGAGAUACUCAUACGGCCCCUCCAUCUCCACAUCUCCUCCUGAUAUUGGUAAUUGAGAUUUUGUCUUCCUAUAUAAUCAUAUAUUGAUUUCUACAGGUACAUAAUUUAAUAUUGUAUUGUAUCAAUGUAUCAUACACCAAGUGAUGUAACCAUACUAUAUUAAAAAGUUAUGAAUGAAAUAUGAACGGUCUUCGAGAUGUGCAAUAGAA